Messenger RNA from Mus caroli (Ryukyu mouse), 420 nucleotides. RefSeq names its product keratin-associated protein 20-2-like. Lineage: Eukaryota; Metazoa; Chordata; Mammalia; Rodentia; Muridae. The record is from RefSeq and is a predicted model, not a curated record.
CCAGAAACCUACUGCUUAAUCUCCCUCUGAACACUCCACUCCUGACAACAUGUGCUACUACGGAGGAUAUUAUGGAGGCCUGGGCUAUGGCUAUGGAGGCCUAGGGUAUGGUUGUGGCUGUGGCUAUGGCUGUGGAUAUGGUGGCUAUGGCUAUGGCUGCUGCCGCCCACUGUGCUGUGGAAGAUACUGGUCUUAUGGCUUCUACUGAGGACAUUAUGCAGAGACCCAGCCUUUCUAACCAGAAGGUCUUCCAAGUCUUUUUACACCAAGAACACACCAAUGUCUUCAAAAUUUAUAACUUCAGGACAGAAUACGUAAAAUACAAUUGAAGUACAACACAGUCACCUAAUUCCUCAUCUGAAUUUGGACCAUGAUUGCGUUUUAUGUUAAUUUUAUCGUACUCUGUACAAUGAUUUUAAA